Pararge aegeria (speckled wood butterfly) is the source of this 3472-nucleotide messenger RNA. RefSeq names its product inactive dipeptidyl peptidase 10. The record is from RefSeq and is a predicted model, not a curated record. Gene Ontology annotation, molecular function: serine-type peptidase activity; dipeptidyl-peptidase activity. The coding region runs from base 119 to 2704 and encodes 861 amino acids. The transcript has 18 exons. Lineage: Eukaryota; Metazoa; Arthropoda; Insecta; Lepidoptera; Nymphalidae. Gene Ontology annotation, biological process: proteolysis.
GGCCUAAAUUACUCAAAUGAGACGUGAGUACGAGAAAAACUUCAGAUUUUCUACUGGAUAAAAGUGUUGCCAAAGAUGUGUGCUACGUUUUAAGAGUCCUUUCGUUUUGUAAGUGGCCAUGAACACCGUACAAAGCACAGGCGGAGGUCACGGACCGCUUAAGAAGGAUCAUAAACAUGAGGAACUAGCGGCAUCAACACCUACACAGAGAAACUGGCGCGGGAUCCUCAUUGCGUUGCUGGUGAUUGCAGCGGUAUUAGGACUCAUUGUAUUCAGCAUAGCAUUGCUAACACCUGCUGGCGAUGACGGGAGAGGACGUGGAAAGAGACCAACCCUAGAGGAUGUGCUUACGGAUCAUUAUAAGCCUUUUAAUGGAACCUGGUUAACAGAUGAGGAUCUGGUGUUCAGAGACAGAUGGGGUGGGCUGACGCUGUUUAACAUUAAGAACUUCACUACUCGACUGCUCAUGAAUAACUCAACCUUCAGAGAGCUGAAUGCGGUGGACUUUAAGGUGUCAGCAGACUUAAAGUUUGUUCUUCUAAUAUCAGACGUCCGUCCUGGCUGGAGGCACGCGCGCCUUGCCCGGUAUCACGUCUACGAUGUGAUUACUAGGAAUAAAAUCCCCAUAUCACCAGUAGAAGAUGAUAGAUCAGCACCGCUGUUGCAGUACGCUGAAUGGGCGCCCACCGGCGCCAGCUUAGUUUUCGUCUACGAUAAUGACAUUUACUACAAACCAAAGGUUUUAAAGACUCUUGUCUGCAGAAUCACGAGUAAUGGAGUCCCGGGAGUAAUAUUCAACGGUGUGCCAGACUUUCUGUAUGAGACGGAAGUUCUAAGACUAGAUCGAGCGCUUUGGUUCAGUCCAGAUGGACAGACGCUUAUGUACAUGACUUACAACGACACACAGGUCCAACAACAUAAGUAUCCAUGGUAUGGGCUUGACCAGCAGGAACCGCCGGCAUAUCCAACAAUACGGACAUUGCGAUACCCUAAGGUAAACACAAAUAAUCCAGUUGCAACAUUGUAUGUCGUCAGUAUCAAGACUCCAAAAUUCCUCUUCCCCCACGCAAUACAGUUCAAUUCACCAAUAGACAGCAGUUGGUAUGUUCGAUGGAGUACCUGGAUAUCGGAGCGACAAAUAGCAGUUCUCUUCCUUAACCGUCCUCAGAAUGUAUCUAUUAUAAGCAUCUGCAACGCUGUACAGUACAACUGCCAAGACAUUUAUCGCGAUGAAUCCGAUGGGUCGCGCUGGUCUGGUUUAGGUUCCGAUCCUGUAGAAGAAGAUUGUGGUUGGUGCGGUGGAGGUGCUUUAGUCGGUGGCAGAAGUGGUGUCUUCACUACGGCACCCAUUACAGACCAGGGCGGGAUAUGGAGACAUGCCGUCCAUUUGACUCAGGAUACUAGAACCACAAUCACGCAGGGUAACUUUGAGAUCACCCAAUUAGUCGGAUGGGACGAAAGGAGAAGACUUUUGUAUUUAAUUGGAACUGCACCAGAAAAAGCGGGAGAAAGGCAUGUUUACCGAGUGUUGGUGCCAGUAGAUGGAUGGCCCCCACCACCAUCUUGUCUUACGUGUCCUGGAUCCAUCCCGGAUACCACUGUAGAGUCUAGUACUGACGAACCGGAAUAUGACAACUCAUCUUCUUCCCUUCCUGCUUGGCCAACGUCGACAGUACUGCCUCACGUUGCAGACGAAAAUGAUUCGCUUCCCACUACCUGUCUGUACAACAGGGUCAUAUUUAGCAAAAAUUUCUCCUAUUUUGUACAGGAGUGCUUGGGUCCUGGUCCACCGGCCACAUUCCUAUGCACGGCAGCCGGUGUACGGCGUGCAGUGCUAUGGGACGGGCAGCCGCUACGACAAACUUUCGCGGCACUCGCUUCACCGCAGUCAAAAGUGUUCAGAGUUGAGGUUCAGGCCCACCGAGAAGCGCGCGUUCGGCUUUUACUACCGCCAGGCCUACGAGAGACUGACGACUUACCACUGCCAUUAGUAUUACAUGUUUCAGCAGAGCCAGGCGGACAAUUGGUAACUGAGCGAUGGCGACCUGACUGGGGCUGGUAUUUGGCAACUGCAAGAAAUUUUAUCGUAGCUGAAAUCGAUGCGAGAGGAUCCGGUGGACAGGGUGAAGAAUUAAGAACUGAAAUUUAUCAAAGAUUACUUUCAACCGAUGUUGAGGACCAGAUCGCAGUUCUGUCCUAUCUUCGGGACAAUCUCAAAAUGGUCGAUGGAUCACGGGUAGGAGCUUGGGGCCACGGGUACGGCGCAGGUGCGGCGCUGGCCUUGGCCGCUGGUGACGCACGUAACCUCACUCGCUGCCUUGCUCUAUUAGCACCGCUUGCUGACUUACGCCAUCACAAUUCGUUCUGGACAGAGCGGUACGUCGGCGCAGGUAGUAGUACGGGCGCUGGGCUGGCCGUGUGGCGCCGGGCAGGAAACUUGCCACCUCGACGGCUUUUGCUCGCACAUUCCACAGCCGAUCUACGUGCUCCUCCACCUCACGCACUCGCGCUUGCUCGAGCACUUAUACGUGCUCAAGCUUUGUAUACGCACCAGGUAUAUCCAGACGAAGGCCACAAAUUUGAACGCUCCAACCUUCACGUUCACAAAACUAUGGAGCAAUUCUUCGAUGAAUGCUUCGGACCUGUCGAACUCGCUGACUGGGACGCGGGGGGAGUCGGAGGGUUGUUUCCCUUCAGAGAUUAGGUGGAAGGGAAAUUCCUCUUCGAGAUUAGUGCCAGAGCUAUGGGAAAACUUCCGGGGAGUGCAUGAUGACUGUCAUCUAUUUUGAAAAAGAAGAAUAAAAGUAAACUUUACCUUUAGGUCAAAGUAGUAAACUCAAGGUAUGGAUUAUCACAGACAUCAUAAGCAGAGUUGAUGUGGCGAUCGCACUACUAACUUGGUUUGACUGUCUGACACGAUUCCAUUAUUGGCUAAGAUACGCAUUUUGAGAGACAGUUCCAUAAAUUGAGCCAAUAAUACAAUUGAUAUAAUUGCAAUGUGAUAGUUACAAGAUACACAUUCAAAGUCAUUUUUUUCCCUCGUUAUUUGAAUACCAGAUCUUCAGGCAUCUACUUAUUUAAAAAAAUGGCGACUUUAAACGCCCAAAUUAAAGUUGGUCCAAAAUUUUUGCCAUUAUAGUACUUAACUCAAAGGAAGAAGGCAAAAUGACAACCGGUCCAACAACUACCUUUGCAUUUAAUGUCAUCCUUAGGAUUAUUUUUCGCUCUCCUGUAGUUUGCAUGUUAGGAUGUUGUGGUCCCAUUAAUUUUUUACGCUUUUUUCGUGACUUUUGAUGAUAAAAUAACAAUUCGACGGUGAAGAUUUCAUCAGUAUACCCAGUUUCAUAUUCUUACAUAGACGUUAAUAUAUAAAAAAGGUGUACAGACCUAGAAGAAAUAUCAACAAAUGUCAUAAAUCAAAGGAACAAUAAUUAAAGUUUAUUAACAUCGAUACGCAAACUGCCAAAAUUUC